AUGGCAUUGGAUGAUGUUAGAACAGUAGGAGAACAAAAGGACGGAUCUGGAGAGGGGGAAGGAAAGGAAGAUAAGGAGAAGGGAUUUACGGACUCUUUGCUGGAGACUUUUUCGACUCUGGGAAACUCGGUUCGCGGUUUAUGCGUAGAGACCGGAAACACCCUAAGAGGCUGUGCCUAUCCCAUAAAGGAAAAGGUUGUUAAGGUGUACGACGACGUUGUGAGCAGUUUCAAAACCAAAGGUACAAGAAACAAACAUAGUUACACUAACGUUUCGAGGUUCGGGAAUGAAUCCUCAACCACUCCUAAAUCGACCGAUUCCUAA
Molecule: messenger RNA, 324 nt
Organism: Theileria annulata
Lineage: Eukaryota; Apicomplexa; Aconoidasida; Piroplasmida; Theileriidae
Exons: 2
Coding region: 1-324 (107 amino acids)
Source: RefSeq, a predicted model, not a curated record